GGUAAAACACUUCCUAGAGUCGUAAAUCAUCUUCUUGCAAUCUGCUCUGUAAUAAUUUUCUAUAAUCUACAUGAGUGAGUUGAUUAACGGGAUCUAUCUGGAAGGUGCCCUAAUAGGGCAAGGAGCAUUUGGUCAAAUCUUCCUUGGCCAGAAUGUGCAGACCAAGCAAUCUGUAGCCAUAAAGAAGGAGAUGGCCAAUUGUAAAAGCCCUCAACUCGCCUAUGAAGCUAAAGUAUACAAAUACCUCGAAGGUGGAAUGGGGAUUCCUCGGGUGUUCUUUCAACAAGAUUCCCGAACCUAUAACAUAAUGGUGAUGGAUCUGCUGGGCCCAAGCCUAGAGGACAUGUUCAAUUACUGUUAUAGACGAUUUUCCGAAAAGACAGUCCUAAUGCUGGGAAUUGAGUUGCUCACCCGUCUGGAGUUUAUUCACCACCGAAAUUUUAUUCACCGCGAUAUCAAACCCGACAAUUUUGUUCUAGGACUGGGAGAGAGAGCGAAUGUGGUUUAUGUUAUUGAUUUUGGUUUAUCCAAACGGUAUCGAACACCCGGAACAAAGGAGCACAUUCCAUAUCGAGAGAACAAGAGUUUAACAGGCACUCCUCGCUAUGCAUCGAUCAACAAUCAUUUAGGAAGAGAGCAAAGUCGGCGUGAUGACUUGGAGUCUCUUGGAUAUGUUCUGAUUUACUUCUUGAAGGGCCGUCUCCCAUGGCAAGGCCUUCCAGCCACCGCGAAACAAAAGAAAUACGAGUUGAUAAAGCGUUCGAAAAUGGCAACAUCUCUUGAGUCGCUCUGCGAAGGAAUUCCGCCUCAGUUCAUUGAUUACAUGAAAUACUGUCGAAAUCUGAAGUUCGAUCAAGUUCCUAACUAUCGCUAUCUACGUCGACUUUUCAAAACUGCUCUGGAUGAACGAGUUGGCUCUUUCCACUCCCGAUUCCCUUUGUAG
Molecule: messenger RNA, 943 nt
Organism: Blastocystis hominis
Lineage: Eukaryota; Bigyra; Opalinata; Blastocystidae
Exons: 3
Coding region: 71-943 (290 amino acids)
Biological process (GO): signal transduction; peptidyl-serine phosphorylation
Cellular component (GO): cytoplasm; nucleus
Molecular function (GO): protein serine/threonine kinase activity; ATP binding
Source: RefSeq, a predicted model, not a curated record